Soboliphyme baturini is the source of this 276-nucleotide messenger RNA. Lineage: Eukaryota; Metazoa; Nematoda; Enoplea; Dioctophymatida; Soboliphymatidae. The record is from the annotation of a GenBank genome assembly.
AUGUCGCCCUACUACGAGAGCGCUUGGACCGUUUUAUCUCAGGCAUUCAGCAGACCGAUCAACUUCAGUUACCAAUGUGAUCAGCCGUAUGAUCAGAAAGGCAUCGGAAUGGUCGACUGUCCGAGCAUCUGUAUUAAAAUGUGGGAAGACAAUAACCUGCUCGGUAACCACCUCGAGAUGUGGAAGACGCUGUGUGACGUAUGCGCCUGUCUAUGUGAUCCGAAACGAAUAGCGAUCGUCGAAAUUGACAGACGGACUGAAGCAGUGCAACUUUGA